This is a messenger RNA of Gamsiella multidivaricata, 1991 nucleotides long. RefSeq lists its product as uncharacterized. NCBI's taxonomy places the organism in Eukaryota, Fungi, Mortierellomycota, Mortierellomycetes, Mortierellales, Mortierellaceae. The record is from RefSeq and is a predicted model, not a curated record. Gene Ontology annotation, molecular function: DNA binding. Bases 216 to 1991 code for a protein of 591 amino acids. The transcript is spliced from 6 exons.
AACCUGCUCGCAGGAGGGCAACAAUGGAAUCCGGCGACCAGACUGCACAGCAACUCUCCACAUUCACUUUCAAGGCCUCCGUCCAGCAAUGUUCCUCCUCAACCCCUAAGACCUCCAGCACAACCAGCUCCUCCAAGACCUUCAUGGCCAAGUAGCACAGGUCGACAGAAGCUCAGCGAUCCAGGGACUUGGCACUCAAUGAAUAUCGCGUCGAAAUGGAGCUUCAGGCACAGCGUCAUAGUAACUUGGCUACGAGUACGGAAAAUAUGUACUCGCGGUACCAGCUCCAUUGGAGGGGAUACACGGAUCAUCUCGUAUUCUCAAAACGAUUCCAGGUUUAUAUGGCUGAGAAUUUGGCUGAGAAUUUGGCUGAGGAAACGGAUGAGGAUGAAGAAGGCGGAUCCUUCGAAUGUCGCCAUGCACUCGGAAUCGUAUCCACGAUCCAAAAAAUCAGAGGACUCAUGAAGAGCUAUAGGCUAAGGAUUGCGCGUACCAGGAAGUCGGCUCAUGCGACAAGCUUGACAAUUGAAGACGGGUACGAGCUCGAAUCCCUCAAGCAAAUCAUGCGGAAAGGCUGGAACCAUAACUACCAGCGAUUUCGGGGUGGUCGGCGCCAUAAACUGGUGGGACUCCAUCAACGACUCAAUGCGUCCUGGUCCCAUUUUAUGAUGGCUCGCGGUGAGAAUAUGAGGAUGGCCACAUUUGGAGAUAUCUCAUCGCAUGCUUCUCGUCUCAACUCUCAGGACGAGUACUUUGUCUUAGGGGCCUCUCAUGUCCAUGUGAACUUUUUGUUGCGCACUGUACAAGGAAAGACCAAUCGCGAGGGCAAGGAAAAUUUCGGAGUUGUUUAUGGUGGAUCGCCUUUCGAUGAUGACGGAUGGACUGCGUACUACCUAAUGUCUGGCAAGGAUAACAAGUCCAAGCUGUCGGCUGCAGCCCACUACCGGGCCUCAAAAGAGCUAUGGGAGGAUGCAGGAGUCGUUACCUCGAACCCCACUCAUGCUCAUCGCGGCGCUGGGGCUCGCCAUGCUCAGGAUGCUGGUGCAGAGAUAUCCGCGAUCGAGCAACAUGGUAGUUGGGGUCAUGGCCGCGUCUCGACACAUUACUUGAUCAGAAUCCCACACAAGGUUGCAUUUCAGAUGGCUGGCUGUAUUCAGCACAGCGUCUUCAAAGGACCCUUGUUUUUGGAGUUCAAGGAAACCUUGCUAAGGAGUAUGGAAACCACAAGAUCUCCCAUGACGGACAAUCUCUCCGUCAAUGCCCCAGCUCUCCAUAGCGAAUUCGGCAGGAUGAACAACAGAAUGAGUCGAGUCGAAAGCGAACUUCGCCACCUCUUUCAAGAAAGCAACAACCACACAGCCCAGCAAGUAAAGCGCCCGGAACACCUCCUUGUCAACCAGUUCAGCAACUAUGUCACCCACAACAACAGCUCACCAACAGCACCAGUAGCUUCAGCAGCUCCAGCAACUCCAGCAGCUCCUAGACAGCAGUCCUUGAAGGAGAGGCGGAUGGUGCUCGAAGAAUUAGGGUCCCGAUAUGUACACUAUCCGCCCAUUAGUGUGGAUCUUGUCGACGUUACAAUGCUGCCGCGCAAUGAGCCACUUCAGCGACAAUGGGAUGAAUUGUUCAGAGGCAUAGACGGGCGGCCAGCACUUUGGACCUUGAAUAAGACUUUUAAAUCGAAAUGGCGCAAAGGGCAUGGUAACACGCUGGCGAAAACAUUCUCGCUCAAGAAGACGAUCGUGUACUCCAUCUUGGACUUGAAACUGGACACCGAAAGGGCGACGUUGGAGGCAAGGGAGGAGUCAGCCUUGGAAGCCGUGGAGGAUCAACUGAGGGUCAUGACCUUGAACAGGUAUUACCUGAACGUCGCUAAGGAUAUGGCGCAGCUGGGGCAGCCAGGUCCGCAGCUGGAGGACGAGGAGGAGCAGGAAGAGAAUACCUUGAGGAACACGCGACAUAAAAACUUGAGAUAUACUAAUGCUAGAUAA